UUUGAGAGAAAGCGUGCCGGCGGAACGAGCGCCUCGGAGGAGCCUCCGGCAUCAUGGAGCCUCGCAAUGCAGACACCCGGCGGCGGCGGACCCCCGCGCGGCAACUUUUCGGAUCUAUUUCGUGCACUCGCUGUGAAUGAAGCGUCCCACUUGUAAGCAGUGUGACGGACCCGACAGCGCAAAAAUGUUUUACGGUUCUUCCUCCGGGGCCAGCAUGUCCCUGCCCUCCAAGAGCCGACUAAAACGCCAGAGCAGGACCUUUACGCAGGUCCUGUACCGCACGUUGAGCUACCGCGACCGCGUCCCGGCCGAAGCGGGAACCAACGCCCGCUGCGACCGGCGCUCGGCGACCGAGGCCCCGGAGCGACCGGAGGACGACCCGGCCGAGCUCUCCACCCAAAGCUCGGCGCCGGGCGUCCUGAAGAUCUUCGGCGACGAGAUCUGCGCCGGCGCCAACUACAAGAGCGUCCUGGCCACGCCGCGCUCCAGCGCUCAGGAGCUGGUCAAGGAGGCGCUGGAGCGCUACUCGCUCAACAAGGACGCCGCCCACUCCUACGUGCUUUGCGACGUGAUUGGGCGCCUGGAGGGGGUCGGCGGCGCCUGGCGCACCGAAUGCCUGCGGGCGCUCGGCGACAACGAGAAGCCGCUGCUGCUGCAGGAGCUGUGGAAGCCUCGAGAAGGACACGCGCGACGCUUCGAGCUACGCAGGAGAGCCGAGGUGGAUGAACUCAACGCCAAGGAGAAGGACACCAUCACGGCUGGGCCCAAAGCCCCCCACUUCCUGGUGGCUCUAAUGGGUCGCAUGCACAGGAGCUCCCCUCUGCGGUCGGCUCGGGCGGCCCAGUCGGGCUCCAAAGACAUCAACGCUCAGGCCCGCAAGCUGCAGAGGAACCGGGCCAAGGGGGCUUUGACCUUGCCUCGCUCCGGCAACUCGUCGCUGUGUCGCAGUCUCAGCGAGACCAGUCUCAACCAGUUGUCGGCGGGCGAGGAGCCCAAGCGCUACUACUCCACCCUUCCGGGGCCCUACCGGGGCCGAGAGGUGGCGGCGUCCGGCGGGCAGGGCGGAGUGCGCCACUCGCUCUACCAGUCGCCGCAUCUCCUGUUGCUUCAGGGGUACAACAAACAAGACUGCCUGGUGUACCUGUUGAACCGCGAGCAGCACACGGUGGGCCAGGAGACGCCGUCGGCUCGCCCCAACAUCUGCCUCUUCUCGCCCGACGUCCUGCCGCUGCACUGCCGGCUGCGCCGCGUUGCCGCCCCGCGCCGCCACGCUAAGGCGGACCGGCCCGAGACGGAGGCCCCGCACCCGUCCUGCGUGGCGGUGGAGCCCGUCCUCGACGCCACCGUGCUGGUCAACUUUUCCCGCUGCGAGCGCUCCACCGCGCUGCGCCACGGCGACCUGCUCUCCUUCGGCGCGCACUACAUCUUCCUGUACAAGGACCCCACGGGCGCCAAGCCUCUGCCCGCCCAGACCCUGGCGCGCCUCCGUAGCCUGGGCCAGCUCUACGAGGGCGGGGCGGAGGACGCCGGCACGUGCGAGCUGUGCGGAUCGGCGCUCAAAGACGGGCCGGCCGCGCGGCGGGGCCUCGGACCGCGCCCCAUCAAAGCCCGCGGCGGCGGGACGGCGGCGGCGGCGGCGAGAGGAGGACAGAAGAGGAAGCUGCAGUUGGAGUUUGAGCCGGCUCACGAAGACCAGCUGCUCGACCGCAUCAUGUCGCUCAUCGAGCCUGGAGGCGACGACCACAAGCUGACGCCGGCAUACCUUUUGUGUUUGUGCAUCCAACACUCGGCUUCCACGUUCCCGCCGGGAAGCUUCGGGAAACUGCUGCUCAAGAUCGUCCGCCGGAUCCAAAGCGUGGCCUGGGAGAAGACGAAGGAGUUAGCUCAGAAGCAAGCUCAGCAUCAGGACCCGGCGUCGCUAUCGCUGCUCAACAUCUCGGACCUGGUCCCGGACUUGCAGACCAUCUUCUUCUGGAUGUCCAACUCCAUCGAGAUCCUCUACUUCAUUCAGCAGAGGGCGCCGUCGUACACGCACAACAUGGAGACGCUGCAAGGCUCCAAAGAGUCUCUGCUGUCGGCGACCAUCUCGGCCAACGAGGAGGCCAUGAGCAUCUUGGAGGAGGUCAUCAUGUACACCUUCCAGCAGUGCGUCUACUACAUCACCAAGGCUCUGUACGUGGUCCUGCCUGCUCUCCUGGACUGUAACCCCUUUCCGGUGGACAGCUCGGAACCAUGCUGGAAGGGAGGCUUCGGAUUCCCAGAGCCGGUCCGCAGGGUCCUACAGGUGUUCCAGAGUGCCCAGGAGCUGCUGCGGGCUUUCCAGGUCCACCCGGAGAUCCAGGCGCAGAUGUUUGCCUACCUCUUCUUCUUCUCCAACGUGUCACUCUUCAACCAGCUGAUGGAUAAAGGUCCGUCGCGUGGCUGGUUCCAGCGUUCCAAAGUUCUGCAGAUGCAAGCGUGUCUGCGGAUGGUGACGGAAUGGGCCCGCAAGUCGUCCUGGGGACAUCUGGCGGACAAAUUCUUCAGCAAACUCAACAGCGCCGUUGCCGUCCUGGCCACGCCGCCGCAGCAGCUCACGCAGAUGAGCUGGCGAGUGUUAUCCGGCGAGCACUCGUCCCUGAAGCCGGUGCAGCUGCACAGGAUCCUGACCCAAUACCAGAUCACCGCAGACACCGGACCCGUGCCCGCCUGGCAGCCCGCCAGCGAGGACGAGGCCUACAUCUACCGCACAGUGGACCUCCUGGAGAGCUUUGAGAACCACCCUCCCAUCGUGCUGCCCAGCGGCGGCUUCGGCGUGGACCUGGACGCCGAACGCGUGGAAGACAGCGUCUACCGACAGCUGCUCUACGUACGACACUUCCUUUGGGGCCUGCGUGCCAAGACGCACGCCACGCUCGCUAACGGCAACAACAACAAUGCGGCCGAUGUUCAGAGGGAGUUGCUGCCCCUGCCCUUGACGCACGGCAGCCCACGCUCAGCCUCCGGCGACGGCGAGCAAGAAAACGGCCGUGGCCAAACGCAGAGUUUCCGAAGGAAUGGGUGCGGCGCCCAACAACAGCAACACCAUCUUCAUCAUCUUCAACCUCACCCCCAGCACCCGCCCACCACAACGGGCUACUCCGAGGGAGGGGGCGCAGCCCCGCAGGUGAACGGAUGUGGCAAAAAGGCCAAUGGAUUCAUCGCUAACGGCAUGGAAGGCUGUGUUACUCGUGGCUGUGAUUUCCCCUUCCCCAUGUGGUCCUCGUCCCCGGGUGCCCCCCCCAUUCCUGAUGACAUGUGUGUGGUGUUUGUAGUGGAACUGGACAAAGGACCGUACGGACUCGGCAUGGGACUCAUCGACGGCCUGCACACGCCCCUCAACGCCCCGGGCAUCUACAUCCGCACGCUCAUCCCCGACGGGCCGGCGGCAUCCGAUGGCCGGCUGAGGAUUGGCGAUCGGAUCCUGGCCGUCAACGGGACCAGCCUGAUCGGAGCCGACUACCAGAGUGCGGUGGAUCUAAUCCGCCUGGGAGGGGGUCGCCUCCGCUUCCUGGUGGCCAAGUCGAACCCGGAAGUGUCGGAAAAGAUCAGCGCCUCUUCCUGCUGACGAGACGGACGGACGGGCCGAGCGAGCUGUCAAUCUAUCGGCCUCCGGUCGGGAAAGUGACAGUAAUCGCUUGCAGGAUGGGGGCGGGGGGCGGGGCAAACAUUCUUACUUCCGCUUAUCGUUUGGCUGAUUCGCUGACGUUCUGCCUCGUUUGCUCGUGACGUGGACGGUGGCUAUGAUGUCAUCACUAUGGGACACAUGAACUCUUUGAUAUUUUUUUGUUCCACUUUUAUCGUUAGGGCCAAAGAAGAUUCUGCAAGUGCAUGCAUGCCGAUGAAAAGUCACUCAAGUCGCCCCCCCGCUCACCCACAAAAAAAAAGUUCCAGACAAGUUUUGCGAAUCAACCCAUAACUUGGUGGACAAAAAUAUAUA
This is a messenger RNA of Hippocampus zosterae (dwarf seahorse), 3958 nucleotides long. It is a transcript of the gene radil, whose product is annotated as Ras association and DIL domains. Lineage: Eukaryota; Metazoa; Chordata; Actinopteri; Syngnathiformes; Syngnathidae. Gene Ontology annotation, biological process: neural crest cell migration; signal transduction; substrate adhesion-dependent cell spreading. Gene Ontology annotation, cellular component: microtubule. The record is from RefSeq and is a predicted model, not a curated record. The transcript is spliced from 21 exons. The coding region runs from base 137 to 3586 and encodes 1149 amino acids. Gene Ontology annotation, molecular function: GTPase binding.